AUGGGCAAGGCACGCGGCCAGCGCGAGAGCCGUGAGCAACUUGUACAGGAGGCACAGGUGAUGGUCGCCGAGGACUUUCCUCAAGAGCUCGAGGCCAUCUAUGCCAAAACAUCGGAGAAGGCGAACAUCAGCGCCAUGAAGGUGCUGAACAUGGCUAAGUGCUUGGAGUUGCUAGAAGUGGAAAUGGCUGGCGGCCACACGGUGCUGCUCAUUAAGGUUUCGCAGGUGGUGAAGACGGGCAAUAUGACUAUUGAAAUCACGCCGAACUCCGCCUCCUUUGGUAACUCGAUCCUGCAGCGCGUGAGCCGAUUUGACAGCGCCCUGCAAGUCUCCAAGGAAGGCCCGAAGAUACGCGUUGUGUUGCCACCCAUCACCACGGCGCGCCGCGACAGAACUGUCGAAGAGGUAAAAAAUCUUAUCUCGAUCUUUCGUCAGCUUGUCAAGCAGUCGCGGACGAAGGCAGUAAAGGUGCUGCAGGAUGCUGGCCUGGAGGAUGGGGUGCAGCGGGAGCUCGUUGCUGUCGUGGACUCUACUGCUAGCGCCUUUUUGGCGGAGAAGGCGGCAGAGCUGGAGUUGUUGUCGGAGGAGGUCAUGUCGAUGGGCAUUGACGAGUCAGACGUCACGGCCGGUCGCUAG
Molecule: messenger RNA, 636 nt
Organism: Leishmania braziliensis MHOM/BR/75/M2904
Lineage: Eukaryota; Euglenozoa; Kinetoplastea; Trypanosomatida; Trypanosomatidae
Exons: 1
Coding region: 1-636 (211 amino acids)
Biological process (GO): translation
Cellular component (GO): mitochondrion
Molecular function (GO): ribosomal large subunit binding
Source: RefSeq, a predicted model, not a curated record